AUGAGUUUUUUUAGAGUCAAACUACAAAGAUCCACCAUUGGUCUCCCAAGAGGGAUUCGAAGUGUUGUAGAAUCUCUAGGACUCGGAAAGCGCCAUUCGGUCGCGUAUUGUGAAGUCAAUCCUAUGUCUGCUGGUAAAAUAUUUAAAAUCAAAGAAUUGGUGAGUGUAUCUGAAGUACAAAAGGUACUAUCAAAAGAGGAAGAACGAAAAGCCAGAUCACCCCCCAGUGGAUUUACAGUUGUACAUCGAAAAUUUCCUACAGCAUAA
Messenger RNA from Schizosaccharomyces octosporus yFS286, 267 nucleotides. Its product is annotated as ribosomal protein subunit YmL33. Gene Ontology annotation, cellular component: large ribosomal subunit; mitochondrion. Gene Ontology annotation, molecular function: structural constituent of ribosome. The record is from RefSeq and is a predicted model, not a curated record. Gene Ontology annotation, biological process: translation. The coding region runs from base 1 to 267 and encodes 88 amino acids. NCBI's taxonomy places the organism in Eukaryota, Fungi, Ascomycota, Schizosaccharomycetes, Schizosaccharomycetales, Schizosaccharomycetaceae. The transcript has a single exon.